AUGCCCUCUGAGCCUACAAAGAAAUCCAAUCCAUCUUCUGAGGACCAACCGGCUACAAAACAGACCUUCCUCCCGAUCUUCGAAAAUGACCCUCCCGCCCCAAAAGACACCGAAAAGCGAGUGGCUGAGCCUGAAGCACAAGGCAAGCCCAAGACGGCUCAGGUUUUCCUCAGCAACUCUGAUGAAGAGAAUCAAGCCUCGCCCAAGGAGCCAGAGCCGGAAGCCAUCUCGGAGGCAGAGCAUCAUGAACCGGCUGAGAAGCUACCGCAACAAGGGAAGAGUGAGAAUUAA
Messenger RNA from Clonostachys rhizophaga, 291 nucleotides. The record is from the annotation of a GenBank genome assembly. Lineage: Eukaryota; Fungi; Ascomycota; Sordariomycetes; Hypocreales; Bionectriaceae.